Molecule: messenger RNA, 636 nt
Organism: Acytostelium subglobosum LB1
Lineage: Eukaryota; Evosea; Eumycetozoa; Acytosteliales; Acytosteliaceae
Exons: 1
Coding region: 1-636 (211 amino acids)
Molecular function (GO): protein binding
Source: RefSeq, a predicted model, not a curated record
AUGAGCUUUAAGCCAGCAGCGAACCUCAAGCCAGCACCAGGAGCACCUGGAGUUGCAGCACCAAAGCCAGCACCUUUGAAGCCUGCUGGUGUUGGAGCACCAGCACCAGCUGGCAGCGUCCCACCAAGACCUGCCCCAGUUGGAUUGAAGCCAACAGGCGCACCAGCACCAGCUCCAGGAGCAGUGCCACCAAGACCAGCGGUGCCUGCACCAGGUGGCGGCGCCACCCCACCACCCAGACCCGUUGGCGUUGCACCAGUGGGCGGCGCUUCAAAGCCAGCACCACCACCUGUCGCCUCAAGAGCGCCAGUCUCAACACCACCCGCUGCAGCUGCACCACCACCUGCCGCCGCACCCAGACCCGCGGCACCAAAGCCCGCGCCCAAGCCAGCAGCACCCAAAGACGAGGACGAUGAUGGAUGGUCAGACGACGAGGACAUGUCCGCACCAAAGAUGUUGUGCACAUGUCGCGUGAUCAGGGACUACAUCCCAACAGACAACAAGACAUUGACACUGAUUCUCGACGAUCUGGUCUACGUCUUUGACAAGACCAACAAGGACUGGUGGGAGGGCGAGACCAAAGGUGUCUACGGUCGUUUCCCCGCUGCCAAUGUAGAGAUCAUGAAGUAUUCAUAA